AUGCCUUUGGGCGUGUUCGUUUUCUUGACGAAAGAGAACUUGCAUGUAAACAGUACAGAACUUGGUCUUGUAUUUUGUGGGUGGGUGGUUGUGUUUAUAGUAUUAAAGGUGGCGAAUUCUAGAGGCAAUAACGACCAACAUGCCGACGGACAGGGAGGACAAGGCAGUCGCGGUGGUGCUGGAGGUGGGAUAUUAGUGUCGGCGACAUCGUCAAUGCUGUUGCAGUUGGAUAGGGAGAGAGAGAUGUCGGUGAUGGUAUCGGCCUUGACGCAUGUGGUGGCCGGAGAUGAUGAUGAGGUGGCUACUGCUGCACCUGCAUGUGGGAAUUCUGAUUCAGGGACUAGUUCAUGGAGUAGUGUUGGAACUAAGAGAGGAAGAGAAAAAGAGGAAGGCGGCAGCGGCCGUGGCGGCACUCCCUUGUCCGAGUCGGUUACAAGGCUCUGUAGAGCUUUUGGUGAAUUUCCACAGCAGAUUCAGCGGCAAUCCUCUGCUUUUGGAGAAGGCUCAACCGUACGAACAAGGACAACAGAACCUACACAGACAGCGUUCCCUCCAACUCCAAUUAGUGCUUAUGUUUACAGUGCACCCGAAAUAGCAGAGCCAAUAAGGAGAAGAUACAGAGGAGUGAGACAAAGGCCGUGGGGCAAAUGGGCGGCUGAGAUUAGAGACCCCUUCAAGGCCGCAAGGGUGUGGCUCGGCACCUUCGAAACAGCCGAAGCCGCUGCCCAAGCCUACGACCAAGCUGCCCUCCGAUUCAGAGGCAAUAAGGCCAAACUCAACUUCCCAGAAAACGUCAGACUCCUGUUGUCAACCGCCGUUGCUCCGCCGACCCAGUUGACUCCUUCUGCUCCUCAAAAUACCCUUUUGUCCGUUGCCACAUCCAAUGAGUCGAUUGUUCACUCUCAUGCAUUCCAUUCAUCGGAAGAGGUGGCUUCUACCUCAAGAAAUCUUGUUAGCUAUUCUAUGUUGGCUGAUAUGCAGAGGCAACCCAUGAGCCUUUAUGAUCAAAUAGUUCUGUCAUCCUCUGCAUCUACAUCUGCUGUUGCUACUGCUUCUUCUUCUUCCCCUUCCUUUUCUUCGCCAUCACCGCCUCCUUUUUCUUCACUCUCGGUCAUCGCUUCUGCUGGACCAUCCAUAAGUCACAACAGUACUAGUGCUUCCGAUUUUCUGACGCAGCAAUGAUCUGGCUCUAUUCAGUAUACUACUCCAUCCUCAAGCUGAUUUCGUUAACAUCCUGCUAUUUAUUUUCUGUUCUUUUUUUACUUCUUUAACCACAUAUUUUUCCGUUAAUUUCGAAAUUUUUAUUGAGCUCGGAUUUGAAAUUAUUUCUUGUUAGAUGUAUUUACCAUUAGUACAAUCGUAUACGAAAAAAGUUUUUAUAAUUCAGAAAGGAAAAAAAACAGCAUUUGUAAUUAGGUUUA
Molecule: messenger RNA, 1421 nt
Organism: Pyrus x bretschneideri (Chinese white pear)
Lineage: Eukaryota; Viridiplantae; Streptophyta; Magnoliopsida; Rosales; Rosaceae
Product: ethylene-responsive transcription factor ABR1-like
Exons: 3
Coding region: 1-1182 (393 amino acids)
Biological process (GO): ethylene-activated signaling pathway; regulation of DNA-templated transcription
Molecular function (GO): DNA binding; DNA-binding transcription factor activity
Source: RefSeq, a predicted model, not a curated record